Messenger RNA from Yarrowia lipolytica CLIB122, 549 nucleotides. Lineage: Eukaryota; Fungi; Ascomycota; Dipodascomycetes; Dipodascales. The record is from RefSeq and is a predicted model, not a curated record.
AUGCCCGCUAGCGUGUUUUUCGGUCGGUUCAAGCACCUGGCUACCCGCGAACUUGGUAAUGAGGACGAAACCAAUCAGGCCCGCUACUCCGUCUCUACACUCUGUAAGCUGGUCCCACCUGUCAUGCGUCCCGCCCUGGGUAGCCUGCGCCCCAACUCCUGGAACGAGUUGCGCACCGAGUUCUAUAAUCUUGCUCGUGCCCUCCUCUUUGUUCACGUGGAUCACGAGGAGAUUUCCCGUUACUUCUUCUCGUGGAGCCCUCCCCCCUAUGAUUCAGCUAACCUCAAGGACGUGUAUCGAAUCCUGCUUCUCGACAUCGAGUCGGCUGCAGGCCCCGUCUACGAGUCAAGCUUCCGUGUCGCCCUCGCCCGUAUCCAUCGGACCUUCCCCAAUCUGUCGUUAACCUCCUCGGCCCUGUACACUCUCGAUGCUCCAAUCCGUGACACCUUCGCCCUGGCUGACACUGGUGCUGCGGCCCCUGUCGCUGAUCUGUCGUUUCUUGUCCCCGCGCCCGUCACCUCUAAUGUCCACCAUCGUCACCUUUUUUAA